This is a messenger RNA of Histoplasma capsulatum G186AR, 2059 nucleotides long. RefSeq lists its product as uncharacterized. Lineage: Eukaryota; Fungi; Ascomycota; Eurotiomycetes; Onygenales; Ajellomycetaceae. The transcript is spliced from 2 exons. The record is from RefSeq and is a predicted model, not a curated record. Gene Ontology annotation, biological process: endoplasmic reticulum unfolded protein response; retrograde protein transport, ER to cytosol. Bases 371 to 1918 code for a protein of 515 amino acids. Gene Ontology annotation, cellular component: endoplasmic reticulum lumen.
CUGCCCACAAAUCUAUCACUAAGAGUUUCGGCCCAGGCCAGACAUAUUCGACUGUGCUCAGCAGUGGAUUGACCCCGCCAGGGAAACCAGUCGGCUAUACCAUGUUCAUGGGCCACUGUAAACAACAGCCAACAUACCAAGCUAGCAACUUUCCUAGGGGGCGUUAUGACUACCCGUAGGUCGUGAACUCAAGGGAUGACCCUGAUAUACUGCUACUCUAGUGACUGGCUGUCGUUUCGAGAUAGUACUGAUUAUCUCAGCGAUUUUUCGGAUUAGAACCAACGUGUUCGCUGUCUUAGGAACUAGAUUCUGAGCAAAAAUCCUCGCGCAGUCGGAAAGUGGGGAAGAAAGAAAGAAGAGAAACGCGACCAUGUUGCGCCAUUCCAUAUUUUCACUCUCAAGUUUACUGGCAUAUGCCACCUUAAGCUUGGGACGCAUGAAGACUUUCAAUGUUCAUGAUGACGUAUUGGCGUUCCCGCAGUUUGAAGUUCAUUUCCCUCCCGAAUAUAUCCUCGCUUCAGAUGUGCACGAGGCAUUAGCACACCAACGAUCAUCCUCAAAACAAAGUUCUGCGACCUCCUUGUUAUCACCUCCGUCGUCACCUCCCCUCGAUUCCAUAGUGCACCUAGAGAGAUCGCGGCAACAGGCUCCAUUGCAAGAUGAGAAAGAAGAAGCUGAAAAAGAGGAGCACACUCCUCCCGAUGACGGGGUGGAGAGAUAUGAAGAAAUGAUUCUCGAAGGUGCCCGAUACCUUUGCUCUGUGCCCAAAGUGGCAGCGAAAAAUGAAAUAGAAGAUGCGGCUACAACCCCGGCUGAGCAAGAGAAAGAACUUGCGCGAGCUGCUGAUCGCGGAUUGGAAUUACUUAGUGAUAUGAAAGGGAGAUGUAUGUACUACGUUGCGGGAUGGUGGUCUUAUUCCUUCUGUUAUAUGGACCAGAUCAGGCAGUUUCAUGCUCUGGCGCCGGGGAAUGGGGUCCCGGCUUACCCGCCUGUUGAAGACCCUGCCGCGCAAUCUUAUGUCUUAGGAAGAUUUCGUGGUGAGAAGCAGGGCAAUAAGAAUGGAAAGGGCAGUAGAAAUAGCCAGUCGUCGUCUGGCGGUGAUCGAACAUCCUCUACAACGGAGGUGGCAGAGCUACAGGCCAAUGGUGACUCCCGUUACCUUGUGCAACGUCUGGAGGACGGAACCUUAUGCGACAUAACAGGCAAGAAUCGAAAGAUUGAAGUCCAGUUUCACUGCCACCCGCAAUCGACGGAUCGCAUUGGGUGGAUCAAGGAGGUGUCGACAUGCACCUACCUGAUGAUCAUUUAUACCCCACGAUUGUGUAACGAUGUUGCGUUCCAACCUCCAAGGGAGGAUGAUCCAAACCCCAUCGUAUGCCGGGAGAUUAUUGAACCGGAUGCUGUUCCGGAAUUCGAGGAGACAAAGGCUCUCCAUAAGAAAGCACAAGAUAUCUUGAAUCUGGGUAAGACUGACGGGGAGGAUUUCGCGGUCAUUGGGGGUAUCGAAGUUGGUGCGAUGAAGCUUGUUGGAGGGAGCGGGAAGCGGAUUGAGAAAGGUAAGGUAGCAUCGGCUGGAGAGGAGAGAAUUGAGGUUGUCGCCAGGCGCCUGGCUGGGGAAAUACAUAAAAUGUCGAAGGAAGAGUUGGAGAAAUUCAACCUUGACGCGGGUAAGAUUGAGGAGGUGAAGAAGCAUCUAGAGAACAUUGCGGGUGGGAAAGAUUGGAAAUUGGAAAUUGUUGAAUCGAAUGGGAGAUCCACACUUCGUGGUAUUCUCGUUACUGAGGUUGACGAAGAUGAAGAUGAGGAGACAGUGGGAGAUUAUGGCAGAGAUAGCAACAACCAAGACGGCAGGAAAGAAGAGAGGGGUAAUGAGUAUGAGGAGACGGGCAGCGACGAGACUUACAAGGAGGAACUAUGACCAUCGCUUUCUUGGAUCGCAUCUAUAUCCAGCCAUGUCACGUGGUGAUUUGUAUUUUCAAGGCUAUAUAUUUGGAACCCCAGCCUCAAUAUGGAGGACACUAUAUAUGGAGUAGAGAUAUGCCUUGGACUGCUUUCAGCG